CGGUUCCCUUUGCGAGCGUCUAGAAUAGAUUUAAUCAAUUAGCAGGGAUUACCCGCUCUCUCCCCCAAAGGUUAUUGUUAACACUGCCUUCCCACACGUCCGAGAACCCCAAGCGGGCCCCGACUUUUGAGCAAGGCCCGACUUUGAGCCCUGGUCGGAACAUGACUACAGCACUAGAUCCUCAGAUGGACGGGCCCCUGGAGGUGGAAGGAUGCCCAAUCAUGAUGCAAAAGGACCCCGCUUGGAUAGCAGAGUGUCUAACGGAAGGCUUGGACAGCUCCGAGUCUGAGACCUUUCGCAAGUGCUUCAGGCAGUUCUGUUACCAGGACGUGACCGGACCUCAGGAAGCGUUCAGUAAACUCUGGGAACUUUGUUGGCGGUGGCUGAAGCCAGACACGCGCUCCAAGGAGCAGAUCCUAGAACUGCUGGUGAUCGAGCAGUUUCUCACCAUUUUACCGGAGAAGCUGCAGGACUGGGCACAGAAGCAGUGUCCCGAAAGUGGAGAGGAGGCAGUGGCCUUGGUAGUCCAUCUGGAGAAAAAGACUGGGAGACGGAGACAGCAGCAGGUCAGCAGUCCUGUGCACUCAAAGAGUCCAUCCUCGCUUGGAGCACGGUGGGACGUGGCAAGUUUUCACCCAGAACUGAUGCAGACCCAGCCGCAGGUGGUGUGUCUGGAGGAAGCUGGAACCCUCCGCUCAGGACACCGGGAACAGCUGAACGAUCCAAGAGAGCACCGGCCGUGUCCCAAGAAUGCUCAACCUUCUCCUUGGGUUCCUGCCCCUGCUGAUGAAUGGGACACCCGAGAUCCAGAAGUCACAGUCACAUACCUUUCUACUGGAUCGCAGGGACCCGUGAAAGAUAUCCACAUGACAAAGGGUUUCCCCUACAAAAAGAAUGUGCAUCCUAUUCCUGCGAACAGAGACCUCUCCCGGGAGAUCAGGAAGGAGAAUGUUGGGAACAUGGUCUCCUUGGGAAGUUCGACAUCUAGCAAGACAGCCCAGUUGGAGCAAAGAAAGGAGCUGUGGACUGUAGGCCUUCAUUCCUCUGAUAAGAGGAAUAUCCUGCGAAGCAAUUACAUCAAGGAAAAGCCAGUCCACGCUGUGCAGAUCCCGACAAGAAAUGCGGGGAACACCUGGCAAGAGCCGCAACAGUGGGGUUUAGAAGAUGAGAAAAUAGCAGGUGUACAUUGGAGCUAUGAGGAAACUAAGACAUUUCUUGCAAUUCUCAGAGAGUCCCGCUUUUAUGAAACACUUCAGGCAUGUCCCCGAAACAGCCAGGUAUAUGGUGCUGUGGCUGAAUGGUUGCGGGAGUGUGGCUUCCUCCGUACACCAGAACAGUGCAGGACCAAGUUCAAAAGUCUCCAGAAGAGCUACCGCAAAGUGAGAAAUGGCCAUGCACUUGAACCCUGUGCCUUCUUUGAAGACAUGGAUGCUUUGUUGAAUCCCACGGCCUAUGCUUCGUCCACUGAUAAACCAAAGGAGAUCAUCUCGCUCCCAAGACUAAAGAGAAUUGUUACUCAUAGUAAAGAACAGGUGGGUUUGGUGGAAGACGACGACGGCGCAGAAGAAUCUGAUGGUGAUGAAAUAGACAAUGAAGUAAUCCAGAAAUCCGAGAUGCGUAGUGCUCCUGUUUUGUUUCAGAACCUAAGUGGUGUGCACUGGGGCUAUGAGGAAACCAAGACUUUUCUUGAUAUUCUCCGUGAGACUCGGUUUUAUGAAGCACUUCAAGCCUGUCAUCGCAAGAGCAAAUUGUAUGGGGCUGUAGCUGAACAGCUACGGGAGUGCGGCUUCCUCCGUACACCAGAACAGUGCCGGACUAAGUUCAAAAGCCUCCAGAAGAGCUACCGCAAAGUGAGAAAUGGCCAUGUCCUAGAGUCGUGUGCAUUCUACAAGGAGAUGGAUGCCCUGAUUAACUCUCAGACAUCUACGCCUUCUUCCACUAGCAACCCAGAAAUGCCGACACUCUCAAGGCAAGAAAGAGUGGGCAUUGAGAUUGAACUCCAGGAACCCACAGACUGGGAGCCUGAGGAAAUUUCACAGGACGCCAUAGAAGACUCAGACAGUGAGAAAAUGAGUGAGGAGGAAAUUAUCCAAGAAGCAGAAUUCCAGGCCUCUCCUACUACACUGCCAAACCCAAGUGAUUUUGAAAUUGGAAGUAGCUUCAAAGAAGAGCCAGCACAGGUACUAUUUAAGGACAUUGAACAGCAUAAAACCAUAGUCGAAAAAUCCCAAAAGACUAUUUCCCAGACGACGGAGCCUCGUAACUAUCACAAAAGGGAAUGCAUCUCAGGAAAACAAUUGGAAAGCCUUCAAGAAUUUAAACAGGGAACGCUGGGAUCUCAGCCUAGAGAUUUAGGGAAAGCUGUAGUGCAUCAAAGGCCUUUCAUGGGAAAGAGACCCUAUAGAUUUCUCAAGUAUGGCGAAAACUUUGGAAGGAGUGCUCGCUUGAUGUGCCGGACGACCCACCAAAAGGAAAACCCUUGUAAAUGUAGCAUCUGUGGAAAGUGCUUUGGUAGAAGCCGGAGCCUAAUUAAGCACCAAAGAAUACACACGGGAGAAAAACCUUUUAAAUGUCUUGACUGUGGGAAAAGCUUUAAUGACUCAUCAAACUUCGGUGCCCAUCAGAGAAUUCACACCAGAGAGAAACCCUACAGAUGUAGAGUGUGUGGAAAAUGCUUCGGCCAAAGCUCAAGUCUCAUUAUACAUCAGCGAAUCCACACAGAGGAGAAUCCUUACCAGUGUGAAGAGUGUGGGAAAAGCUUCAACAACAGUUCUCACUUCAGCACCCACCGCAGAGUACACCUCAGUGAGAAUGCCUACAGGUGUGCAGACUGUGGAAAAGCAUUCAGUACUGGUACAAAAUUUCGAGAACAUCAGCGGACACAUACUGGAGAGAAACCCUAUGUCUGUGCCCAGUGUGGUAAACGCUUCAACAAGAGUUCGUUUUUUAUCAAACACCGGGACGUUCAUAGGCAUGAAAAACUCCUGUACCCAUCGUCUACGUAUUCCCUGGAGAACCCACAUAAGGAAAAGAUGGAAGGGUUUAGGAAAACAUUUUGAUUAAAAACCUCUUCUUAAAGGUCCCUUUAGCCAUUUUAACCUAAUAUCACUAUUAGAAGCAAUCACCUAAUAUCACUAUUAGAAGCAAUCUUUCCCAAGCUCUAAGGCAGCGGUU
Echinops telfairi (small Madagascar hedgehog) is the source of this 3174-nucleotide messenger RNA. RefSeq names its product zinc finger with KRAB and SCAN domains 2 (gene ZKSCAN2). Gene Ontology annotation, molecular function: RNA polymerase II cis-regulatory region sequence-specific DNA binding; DNA-binding transcription factor activity, RNA polymerase II-specific. Bases 162 to 3059 code for a protein of 965 amino acids. Gene Ontology annotation, biological process: regulation of transcription by RNA polymerase II. The record is from RefSeq and is a predicted model, not a curated record. NCBI's taxonomy places the organism in Eukaryota, Metazoa, Chordata, Mammalia, Afrosoricida, Tenrecidae. The transcript has 7 exons.